AUGGCUUCCGCAAGCAAACCUACCUCUACUACCUCUGCACCACGGCGAAAGUCGUCGGGUCCAAAAGAGAAGAAUACUAUGAUCAUCACCCUCAAAUUAUCUCCUGAGAAGUUAAGGAGUGUUGGUCAACCUUUGAUCAAAGAAGACACUCCAUCAAAGGAUUCUACAUCAACAAUUCCAACUACUAUACCCGUCGCAACGAGUCAAAAUGGUGAUGCCCCCGCCGAGUCAAAUUCAAAUACUCCUGCACCGAAUGGCACUGCUACACCCGCUCCAUCAUCCAUGCCUCCUCCUACGGAAGCGAUCAAGAAGAAAGGUGGUGUGAAGAGAAGUUCUACUGCCGCCUUAGGAUCUGAUACAACUCCUAGAGUUAGAGGCAAGCCAGGUCCAAAGAAGAAAGCAAGAUUAGAUGAUGGCACAAUCGAUCCGACAGGCAAUACUCCAAGAGCACCCAAUGGAAAUGGCACUUCUCAUAGGCUUGGACCCAAGGCAAACCAAGGCGCAAUCAAUGCUGGUUUACGUGCACUCGAUCGUUCUGGCAAACCCUGUCGCAAGUGGGAGAAGCGUUCUUUCAUCAUAAAGACAUUCACGGGCAUCCCUAUCGAAAUACCCCGAUGGAGAGCCCCCCCUAAAGUAGCCAUCAAUCACAGCACUGAAGGUUCAUCAACUGGUGAUAGCAGCAAGGAGAACAAAGAGAAUAGCCAGGUUGAAAGUGAGAAGAGCAACAGCGCGAUGGAUAUUGAUGCUACCCACCUCGCUAGCUCUCCUGCUCCUGCUCCUGCUCCUGCUCCUGCCCUUACGCCCGCUCUUGCCCCCGCUCCUCAAGCUGAAGCAAAAGCUCAGGCUCAAGAGCAGCCCUCUGCGGUUAUCACUGCCUCCGCCUAG
This is a messenger RNA of Sclerotinia sclerotiorum 1980 UF-70, 885 nucleotides long. RefSeq lists its product as hypothetical. The record is from RefSeq and is a predicted model, not a curated record. The transcript is spliced from 2 exons. Gene Ontology annotation, biological process: chromatin remodeling. The coding region runs from base 1 to 885 and encodes 294 amino acids. NCBI's taxonomy places the organism in Eukaryota, Fungi, Ascomycota, Leotiomycetes, Helotiales, Sclerotiniaceae. Gene Ontology annotation, cellular component: Ino80 complex.